AAAAAUACAAUAAAUAAUAAUUAAGAAAAUCAAACCCAUAUGGAAUCGGAUCCGACUCGCCCCCAGCAUCUCCAGGGUUUUAGAAUUUGAAAACCAUCUCCCAGACCAAAGAAACGCACAAACCCUUCCCUACCGAGCCCCUGUCAGUGACAAAGCCACCAAAAUAUCUUCCUAAAAACAAUUCAAGUAUUAUUACAUUCGGACCGAAACAAUAAAUAAAUUAGGGUUUCUGUUUUGGCACUUGUAGUUCCCUCUCCCUGCUUGAAGAAGCUAGAGCUUUAAUCGUAUUAAUUAGCGUUUAAUCAAUGGGGUCAUUGCUAGGAUUCCAAGACGAAACGGUAGCCGUUGUUGAUGAUGACGAAGAGAAAUCAACAUCGUCAUCUUCAUCGUACGGCUACAAAUUGGUGCCGUGGUUAAACUGGAACGAGUGGGAAUGUGUUAGAGAUUCUUUCUUCUCCGAAUCUCCAGAAAAUAUUCUUUCUGCUAUUAAUAGAAUAUCUACAUGGCGAAGCAGAGGGUGUUUACCUGUUGUGAUUGAUGUCACAGCUUCGAUCAUUGAAGUUCAACAGAAGGAUCCUUUGUAUAGAAAGGACUUACCUGACGAUGCUUUACAUUCAGAGCAAAUGCUGGCAAUGCUAUAUUGUAUGGCUAUCUUGAGGCUUGUAAACUGUGUUGUUGAGAAGACACGGAAGAAAACACAGGUUUCAAUUGCUGAGGCAGCUGGUGCAAUUGGUAUUCCACGCACGCUGAUCGACAUUCGUCAUGAGGGUUCUCACCGUGAUCUUCCUGCUCUUGCACUUGUUCAGGAUUCAGCUGUUAAGGCAAUUGAUUGGUUGAAAUCUUAUUAUUGGGAACCUCAGACAAAGCAGAUUCCAUUCCAAAGUGAUGGAACUGCUAGCAUCAGAAAAGAAAUCGAAUCUAAACUCCUUGAGUUGGUUUCCUGCUUGAAAGUUAAGAAGAGUCCUGAACCUGGUUCUUCAGCAAUCAAAGAAAAACGUUCUAAGAAAAAUAUUACCAAGACUUUGAAAAAUCUUGUACGUCUAUAUUCUUCCUUCUCCUCAGAAGUACUAUCAGUGUUGUUUGAAUUCUUGCUCCAGGCUUUAGAUUCCUCAAAUCUGGUGGAGCUUACAAAAGGUUGCCUAGUUGGUGAAGACAUGAGCUCUUUCUUGGAUGAUUGGAAGCUUGUAAUAACAAAAUUCUCAAAGAAGGAACCAGAAUUACUCCUUAUGCUUCUUAAGGCAGUUCUAAAUAUGAUUGACGCUCAAGAAGCCAUGAAAUAUGAAAUGGGAACACACCUCACAUCACGGGCAUACAGAACAGAGACUGGCCAAAUUGAAAGACUUUCUUCUUUGUUUGCAUGGCUUGUUGGACAACUCAAGGGACUAAAGCCUCUCCGCUGCAAAGAAACUGCAGCUGAAAGAAAAGCCUCUUCAAUAGGAAUGAAUUUAUCAAACACAAUCCUGAUGGAGGUCCUCCGCAAAUGUCUUUUGGUGUCCUCAAAUGGCAAUAAGCAGCUUAUGGAUUCAGCGCUUCAUCUUGCACAGUUGAUGGGUGAUACCUCUGUGAUGGGGAAACUCAAAAAACUAAGUUCGCUAGUUUUGUCAGACCCAGAUGUUACCCAAGAAAAGUCUUCUCUCCCAAGUUUGAAUAACCUUCUUAUCCAGCAAGAUGAAUCUAUCCAUCAGGCCACCAAGAAGCUAGAGUUUGUUAAAUUUUGCCGAACAAAGAGUAAAGCUGUUAAGAGAACAGAUGGUGAAGUAGGUAGUUCAGGCGGAUGGGCUGUGGCAAAAUCAUGGAAUCCAUGUCCAAUUGGCAUGUUGCCCCGUGACCUUGGAUCUUCCGGCCAUCUUCCUGUUCUUGACUGUGCCGAUGAUGGUAAAAAGCCUGUUCAUUCAUCAGAAUGGAAGCAGUCCUGGGAACUGAAACAAGGCAGCAGUGGUGACAUUCGUUUUUCAUAUGGCGUCGAGAGGACUAGUAGUAAGAGAGAAGCUGGCUGUGAUAUUUAUUUAUUAGAUAAAUCAAGCGCUAAGAAGAUGAGAGAGACAGCUGACAGUUUUGAAUCAGAUUGCGAGAAUGUUUUGUUGUCAGGAGAUGACAAAGGUUGUCUGAUGAUAAAUGGAGUUUGGAAGAAAAUAGGGGAAGAAGAGCUGCUUACUAUUAUGUCUGAUGUGAGGAUUUUGGUGUAGAAGUGUCCACGAUAACAUUUCUGGUUCCGUAUUUACUCAAUUCAUUAUUGUCGAUAUUCAUUUGCCA
This is a messenger RNA of Populus trichocarpa (black cottonwood), 2253 nucleotides long. RefSeq names its product protein LAS1. Gene Ontology annotation, cellular component: Las1 complex; preribosome, large subunit precursor. The record is from RefSeq and is a predicted model, not a curated record. Bases 306 to 2186 code for a protein of 626 amino acids. NCBI's taxonomy places the organism in Eukaryota, Viridiplantae, Streptophyta, Magnoliopsida, Malpighiales, Salicaceae. Gene Ontology annotation, biological process: maturation of LSU-rRNA; maturation of 5.8S rRNA. Gene Ontology annotation, molecular function: endonuclease activity. The transcript is spliced from 8 exons.